Petromyzon marinus (sea lamprey) is the source of this 1302-nucleotide messenger RNA. RefSeq lists its product as uncharacterized. The record is from RefSeq and is a predicted model, not a curated record. NCBI's taxonomy places the organism in Eukaryota, Metazoa, Chordata, Hyperoartia, Petromyzontiformes, Petromyzontidae.
AUCACAUCGAGGGCGGCGGGAGUUUGAAUGUAUCGUGGUGAGUUUAACAAUAUCACCUCUAACAGAGGUGGUGUAGAUCGCGUAAAUAUCAAUGCGCCGUUAAACCCGCCACCACCCGGCACAGCCAAUUAGUAACAGGGUUUGUCACGUAAACAGAACGUGCCAGAGCGUUGCUAAUUCAGCAAAGCGGUGGUGAGAUACAGCCACAACACAUCGACAAGGCAGCAGAGCCCUGAGUCAAUGGCAGAAACCUGAGAAUCCAAGCGCUGGGGUCGGAACUAAAACUGCGGAACGAAAACUGCGGCGAGCGCGGGGAGUUGCAGCCCGGAGCGGCCGAGUGGCGGACCGGAGCGGCCCGCCUCGUCGAGCGCGGGAAACAUUUUCAAGUCUCCAUGGUCUCCCAAGAAAGCCCAAAGCUUUCACUGCCAUCCACGUGUGACCUCUUUGCUUCUGAUACGCAGCUACCCUCCUGCAGUACCGAUGAAUCCGAGCGAUCUCAGCCCGGUGCCGCGUGCUCGUGGAAAGACAGCCUCGUCGUAGCGAGUCCACCCACCCCGAGCGACAACGGCGGAGCCCUUGGCUUCGACGGCGAUGGCAGAGCCACUGCCGGCAGAGCCGACGGCGAUGCCCAGGCCGAAGCCACCUUGAGAGCGAAGGUCGAACGCUUCUACCGGUCCAUGGCUGAGAACGGCAGGGAAGAGGUGCGAGAGCGUCGACGCCAGCAAGGCAGUCCGCAGGCACCCCAGCGUCCGCAGCAGCGUCGGACCGGGCAGCAGCUGGGGGAGCAGCUGCCGUGGCCUGCCAUGGAGGAAGGGCCGUACCCCGUCCACGCCUGCCCCUGGGCCGAAACGGCACCGGUGGAGGCCGCGCGGGUGCGUUCGGCGCUGCUGGGAGCUACGGUCGCCCUCGCCUCGACAGGAGAACGUCCGUACGCCCUGCGCUCCGUCGCCAUGGCGAGCCUCGUCCUGCGAGCGCACGGCUGUGGCGCCUUCACGACACCGGGGUCGCGCGAUCGCGCCGUGCCCGGCUUGGCAGGCCCCGUCGUAGACUGGGUGCUGGGGGUCUUGGCCUCGCGGAGGAGCGGGGAUGGGGAGUAGAGCGACGCGUCCCAUGGCACACGGGAUUAGGGACCGGGUGAGCACAAAAUGUCAAAAGUGAACUAUUUCUAUUUCACCAAGUGAGGCCCACUGAGCUAUAUGGCUUCUUUUUCAGACGCGACCUGGCCACAAAUGAUAGCUCAACGAAGUGGCUUAUCGCGUGGAAAUGUAUAGCAGCCAAAUACUCUAAAAGCAUGUUUCUAAA